AUGUUGCUGUUCUGCCGAUGUUCUACACAGGAUCAAAUAAUUGUCUCCUCAGCGAUAGAUUCUGUUUUUCAGUGCAUGAAGAGAGAGAGCUGCGAAGUUCAGAAUCGAAGCAUAAAGAUCUUCGUCAACAGGGAUCACUUCGCCUCAUUUGCGAGUUUGUGGAAAGAUUUCGCAAGCGACAACAUCGAUGAAGAAUCAUCGCUGUUAAAGCCCUGGACAACCAGUGUGUUGAUAUUAAUACAUGAGGAUGCUUUGAGGGCUCUGCACAACUUUACGGCCAAGAUCUCGCUACUAUAAAUAAGCCACCAUCAACGUGAACAGAUUCGACAGGGCGUUACCAUCUCGCACAAAAUUUUCCACUGCCGCUUCCGGAAAGAAGCGCUAAUACAACGCUUGCGGAUAGAUCGGCUCAGGAUUGAACUUGACGUAUCUAAACCGAGAAGACAAUAUGAAGAACGACCUACUAUUAUAGCUAUGCAGAGGGGAACGCGCGGCGUGGGGAGCACUUAG
Messenger RNA from Haemonchus placei, 510 nucleotides. The record is from the annotation of a GenBank genome assembly. NCBI's taxonomy places the organism in Eukaryota, Metazoa, Nematoda, Chromadorea, Rhabditida, Trichostrongylidae.